AUGCACCAAAUGCACGGCCGCCGCGAUUGCCGAAUUGCGGGGGCCAUAACACUCCGCGUAAGAGGCAUGGAAAACGGUCACUGCUGCGGUCACAGGGGACAGUUACAAAGGCAGUCAAGCGGACAUUGGCGUGUAUUUCCUACAACUGCGCGGAUCCCUAGCUCGCAAAUCUACCACUCCAGUCUCGAACAACGUCAAUUUCAGGUUUUACAUCACGCAAUGACAUCGCACCAUCUACAUAAGAUUAUUCUCUCUGUCAAACUAUUCGCGGUUCUUGCCCAAUGUGCGCACCUUAACUACUCCGGCGAAGCCAUCACAACUCGAUUCUGGGACUGCUGUAAACCGUCUUGCGGUUGGAAAGGAAAGGCAGAUUUUACCAGACCGGUGUUGUCAUGUACGGCUGACGAUAAGCCUGCUGACAUCGCUGCUGGUACAGGCUGCAACGGUGGGACGGCUUUCCAAUGCUCAAAUCAGCAGCCGUGGGCGGUGAACGACACUCUGUCAUACGGAUUCGCCGGCACCUUCAUCACUACAGAGCUUACAGGUGGCAGUGUGGAGAGCGCGUGGUGUUGUGCCUGCUAUCAGCUGGAUUUCACCAGCGAACCACUCAUUGGAAAGAGCAUGAUCAUCCAAGCCUCUAAUACCGCCUACGACAUCAAUACUGCGAAUCGUUUUACACUUGCAGUACCUGGUGGAAAUACCACGUCCACCGAUGCAUGCGCCCAGCAGUAUGGUGUCGACCAAUCCGUGUUCGGUGAGAACAUGGCGGGUGUUAGUUCUAUAGACGGCUGCCAGAACCUUCCCGAGACACUACGAGCCGGCUGUCAGUGGAGAUUUGAUUGGUUGCAAGAUGCAUCAUUUCCAAGCGCAAAUUUCAAACGCGUCCUCUGUCCCACCGAAAUCACUAACAUAACACAAUGCGUUCGCGAUGACGAAAAGGUAUUAUCGGGUGAGGUGUCAUCGGCACAUAGCCUCACUCCAGCCUCAUACACUAUGGCCUCGCUUGCGGUUGUCCUACUCGGCGUACUUUCGAUAUAG
Messenger RNA from Plenodomus lingam JN3, 1038 nucleotides. Lineage: Eukaryota; Fungi; Ascomycota; Dothideomycetes; Pleosporales; Leptosphaeriaceae. The record is from RefSeq and is a predicted model, not a curated record.